Messenger RNA from Petromyzon marinus (sea lamprey), 3852 nucleotides. Its product is annotated as toll-like receptor 2. The record is from RefSeq and is a predicted model, not a curated record. Gene Ontology annotation, biological process: immune response; toll-like receptor signaling pathway; inflammatory response. Gene Ontology annotation, molecular function: transmembrane signaling receptor activity; protein binding. Gene Ontology annotation, cellular component: plasma membrane. Lineage: Eukaryota; Metazoa; Chordata; Hyperoartia; Petromyzontiformes; Petromyzontidae.
CGUUUAUGACAGAAGUAUAAAAAGUGGCCUGGCGUUGUGGGAGGCCACAAGCAGCUCGUCCUGUUCUGGACGCUCGCAGCGACCGCGGCAGUUUAAGAGGGGGAAUCGGUUGCCUUGGGCCUCAUCGGGGGGCAAGGGAGCCACUCUGCCACUGCCACCUGAGCCUCAACCGAACCGUCGCCCUCCUUACAUCCCCACGCUGCGGAGAUGGCUUUUAAAGUCAAGCUUGCCAGAAGAAUGUUGAUGUGCACUCCUGUGAUCCUCUGUUUAAUGGGUUUUAUAAAAGCCUCAUUGAGAGAGAUGAACGAUCCUGCUUCACACUGCCACAUCAAAGACGAGGGUCGAACUGCAGACUGUUCACAUCGUGGGCUGACACACGUGCCUCGGGGUCUCUCAGCUGAUAUCACUCGUCUCGACUUGUCCUACAACAACAUAAAGGCUCUUGAAGUCGGGGAUUUCUCCAGUACCCCAAACCUGCAAGUACUCACCUUGGCCUUUAACCACAUUCAGAAGAUACAUCCCCAAGCAAUGGCCACCCUCAAACGUUUAUAUUACCUGGAUCUCUGCCAGAACAAUCUCUCAGAGAAGCCUGGAGAGGCUCUUGGUAGCCUCCCAAACCUGCAAGUUCUCAAUAUCUCCAUGAACAACUACACCUCAUUUGCUUUGGGAGUGGACUUCUCCAGAAUGUCGAACUUACGAGACCUCACCAUCGGAACGUCAAAAACCACAACACUAAAUGCGUCUGACUUCCAAGCACUGGAAAGCGUCCCCCUAAAAUACUUGAACUUGAACACUGGUUCACCUCUUUGGGUUUACGAGACUGGGGCUCUUACCCACUUGCGAUCUCUGGAAAAACUUAACACGAACGUCUCUGUUGACAAGGACCCACUCGUUUUAUCAAAAAUGUUGACAGACCUGAAUAAUACAAACAUUUCUGAGCUUGAAAUAUUUAGAAUUUUGAACAAUCCUCUCAAAAACGCAUCUAUUGAUUUCUUCAAAGGGCUUGGAUCAAGUAAUUUACUAAAAAAUAUGACGCUAAUUGAAGCAAACUUUACUGAUAAAGAAGUAAGUAACUUGCUCAAAAAUAUAUAUUUAUCAGAGUUGACAAUGCUUGUAUUUAAAAAUUCUUCUUACACUGACCACUAUCCUGUAAUAUUUAACGGUGUAAAAAAUGUAACAAAAAGGUCAUCUCUCAAGAAAAUAGUGAUAGAUUCAAUAUUUCAUCUAAAUAUGACGUACCCUAUUUUUAUAGUAAAUAUGACACUCUUUCCAAAUAUAUCGCAACUAAAGAUAUCCAACACGGGCAUGAACAAAGUAGACUGCUUUUUCAUGAAGAUGAAAGCCAUUAAGCAGCUAGAUUUCUCCAGAAAUCUUCUCAAUGAGGGUGGCCUCUGGUGGGACUCCUGUAAUUACACGGUGAUCCUUCCUGAAGCCACUGAACUGAUCAUAAGUCACAACUAUUUCAAAGACCUCAAGAAAAUAUCAGAAAUGGUGUCCCUCAUGCCUCGCAUUAAUUCACUGGACGUGAGUUACAAUGGCAUUAAUUACAUCGAAGAGUGUAGGUGGCCAUCCUCUCUCGAGAGGUUGAUCCUUCGUAACAAUGAAAUCAGUAAAGAGUCUGUAAUCUGCACUUCUGCCAACCUCAAGUUUUUAGACCUCUCCUACACAAGAUUGGAGAGCUUUCCCAAUUACAUCUUGACCAAUGCAACAUCUCUGCAGGAGCUCCAUCUCACUGGGAAUCUCAUAAAAUAUAUUUCUUCUGAUGUAAAAUCUCAAUCUCUUCAGGUACUAUAUGUGGACUAUAAUGCUGUGGGCAUCAUUGGUCAAGGCACAUUCCAGCACCUCCAGAAAAUCAAGUCAAUUACCCUUGGAAACAAUCCGUUUUACUGCAUGUGUGACCUUUACUGGUUCCGGCAACAUUUUAAUAAGACACUUCUAAAUGGCUGGCCAAACGAUUACACAUGCAGCUACCCAGAAUAUUUGUCUGGUAAGGAAAUGGAUUACUUCAACCCUAAUAUCUUAAACUGCGACAGAAUAAUUGCAAUUUCUGUCAGUGUUGUUGUUACAGUGGUCGUCAUAGCCCUUGUCAUCGGCAUUGGACAUUAUUUUGAUGCCAUAUGGUACAUACGCAUGGGUUUUAUUUGGGUGUCUGCAAAGAGAAGGAGAUACAAAAUAAUUUCAGGAGAAGAGGAUCUCCCUUUCCAGUAUCACGCGUUCAUCUCUUACAGCCACCUGGAUUCCGAGUGGGUACAGAACACGUUGGUCCCGACACUUGAGCAUUCGAACCCUGACCUGCGGCUGUGCAUCCACGAGCGAGACUUCACACCUGGACAUUGGAUCGUAGACAACAUCAUUCAGUGCAUCGAGAAGUCGUCCAAGACCCUGUUCGUCCUCUCCAGGAACUUUGUGAACAGCGAGUGGUGCCACUACGAACUAUACUUUGCACAGCACCGCAUGGUGGAGGAGAACCAAGACUCGCUCGUUCUGCUGCUGCUCGAGCCACUGCCCAAGGGCUCGCUGCCAAGCAAGUUUUGCAAACUCCGCCGCCUCCUGAGCAACAAGACCUAUCUGGAGUGGCCGACGGAGGAGAGAAAACGCGCCGUCUUCUGGACCAGCCUCAACGCUGUGCUGCAGUCGAGACCACCACCACAUUCCGAUUUAGGCUCCUAGAAAAAGGGGGGUGGCUAUAUUGCUCCGAUGUCACUUGAAUGGGUAUGAUUUCCCCCAGUAUAUUCUCUAUUUAGUUUGUAAUUAUAUGUAUACAACCUACUAUUGCAUAGCUUUUUAAAAUUAAUAUUCAUAUAUUUGUAAUGAUUCAUAACAUUUUCCAUGUAAAUAUCUCAAUAUUUCUGCCAUGAGGUCGGUCUGAAUUUUGAUACAGGCAGACCUCCCCAAACGCGGGGGUUAAAUUCCUGGAAAAUUGAAUGUUGGGUAUUAUUGCGUUUAUAGACCUUUUGGGGAAAAUAGGGUUGCGUCUGAAAUUGUUUAACUACUUCGACAAGAUUACCAUCCAUUUUAUUGUACUAAAUGAUGAUGAUUAGCUCUCCAUUUCUUGUCUAUGUGUGUGUAAACUUUAUUUUUCAAUUUCACCUCAACACAAACCGCCCAUCUCCAUUUAUCUUUCCGUACCGCGGCACUAAUGACACUGAAUUGUCAGCCAAAAUGCUCGCCUUUAACACUAUCUCUGCCUGGUGCUUUUUCUGGUCUCAGACUCUGGAUCACCUUCCGUACUUCCUAAACAAAUGGCACUUCAGCCAGCCAAUCACAGGGGGUGACUACUUCUUCCAAUAUUUGAGGCACCGCAGCCUCAGGAGGGUCAUCCCACUUUGCCACAUGAUGUUUUCCCGGCUGAGGGAUUCCCCCUCUCUCAAGAUCUCACAAAAAUGCUCAGCAAAUCUGCAAACUUGUUCUUGGGGUUGGAGAUUUGAUCACCUUUCUUUUUCCUAAUGAUGGUGAUAGUUUUAGCACUGCAAGUUACUUUUUGAUGGAGUUAAAGAGUGAUGUGUUAUCGCGGGCUACUUAGGCAGAUUCCAUCUCAUUAGCGACCCGCGACCACCACCCAUCCUUGUAACGUUGCACGGCUCUCUGAACCUCCCGAGUAUAGGCUGCUGUAAGCCUCAUUCUCUGACGUGGGAUGCUGUAGAUUGUGAGAGUGGUCCUGUCGCUUUUUCUCAGCCAGCUGGAACACCUCCUCUGUCAGCCAGGGUCUCUGGGGAGGUUUGGACCAUGCACCCAAAUCAGUCAUUGCAGCUGCAUGAGCCACGGUCCUAAACCUCACCUUUUUUCCUCGGCAUCAGGAGGAGUGGGGGAGGAUGCAAACCCCAGCUGCAAGUGAUGAUAAAAUUCUCACAA